This is a messenger RNA of Medioppia subpectinata, 433 nucleotides long. Lineage: Eukaryota; Metazoa; Arthropoda; Arachnida; Sarcoptiformes; Oppiidae. The record is from the annotation of a GenBank genome assembly.
UGAUGAUUGUUUUCAUUAAAUAUAUUUUAUAUGUGAUUAAUUUUUCUAUGGAUUUAUGUUAUAAAUAGUGUAUUAAUUAAUUGCUAAAUAAUGGUUACGACUGACAACUCGGGCGAGACAUAUAAACCUGUGACAGGUCUUGUCUACCUGUUCAAUCUGAUCGUAGGGACGGGUGCGCUGACAAUGCCGGCCGCCUUUGCCAACGCCGGUUGGGCCGGCUCUACGGUUGUGGUGGUCGUACUUUGUCUCGUCUCAUACAUUACCACCACAUUUGUCAUCGAAACCAUGUCUUUGGCCAACGCUCUCAUUAAAUACAAUCAACAAAAAGGUUUUUAAUUGUUGUUAGUCUAGUAUUAACUGUGGCUAUGGCUUAAUUAGUUGGCUUGUAAUUGGUUUGUGAAUAGUUUCCUGUAGUUAAUUUUAGUUAUUACCC